Molecule: messenger RNA, 8189 nt
Organism: Acanthochromis polyacanthus (spiny chromis)
Lineage: Eukaryota; Metazoa; Chordata; Actinopteri; Pomacentridae
Gene: fgfr3
Product: fibroblast growth factor receptor 3
Exons: 18
Coding region: 594-3047 (817 amino acids)
Biological process (GO): positive regulation of MAPK cascade; protein phosphorylation; positive regulation of cell population proliferation
Cellular component (GO): signaling receptor complex; membrane
Molecular function (GO): ATP binding; fibroblast growth factor receptor activity; fibroblast growth factor binding
Source: RefSeq, a predicted model, not a curated record
CUUGCAAACUCUGUACUUCACAGGCAGCCGAAGGAGCGGAGCCACCAGUCCGAGUUGGUCGAUCCGAGGCGACGAACCCGCGCACUCGCAGCUGCCAUCCGCACCGGAGAGAGAGAGAGAAGCGAGGAGCCUCGUUCCGGUCGUCCCUCCACACGGAUCCGGUGCAGGACGAGGAUGAGCGCGUUUCGGUGCUCUGGACACGGCGGACAGCAGCGCGCAGCGGAGAUCCGGAUUUAAGUGGGGAGAAGUUGGCGUUUGUCGGCGGCGGUGCCCGAGUGGAAACCGUCAAUCCGCGAGGAGGAUUUCUGACUUUUUUUUCUUUUCUUUUCUUUCCACCGUCGCUGAGCUGCUGUCGAAGCGCCCGGACGUGAGGAUAUAAAAGUAGUUUUUUGAGGGUUUUUUGGUGAAGUUCACUGGAGAAUUUACGGCUGGUUUUUCUUCGAAUGAAUGUUUGGUGACAUCAGACACCUGGAAGAGGCGGUUUUCUGUCAAAACGGGACACUUUGGGCAUUUGGGUCGGUGGCCGGGGCUUGUUGGAUACUUUCUCUGGGCGUCUGCGGCCGCCGUUCUGCUGGACAGCAUGCGAUCGGAGGAUGUGCUGUGAGUCGGGCCUGGCUGCUCUGCGUCUCGCCUCUCCGUCCAGAGGAAUGACGGCUCUGUGGUGCUUCCUCUGGAUUUCUUUCCUCCUGCCGCUCUGCGUGGCUCCGGCCAGGCUGCCCACCGCUCAGCCCACAGACUCUGUGUCCAGCGAGACCGCCUUCCUGGAGGACUAUGUUCUGGGGAUGGGCGACACCCUGGAGAUGUCAUGUGACCUGGAGGACCACUCGGAGCCCGUCGUCUGGUUCAAAGACGGCGCCGGACUCGUGCCGAGCAACCGGACCCGCCUGGGCCAGAGGAUGCUGCGGAUCAUCAACGUGUCGUACGAGGACUCGGGGGUUUACUCGUGUCGACUCGCCCACAGCAACGCGCUGCUCAGCAACUACACCAUCAGGGUGACAGAUUCUCUGUCAUCUGGUGACGAUGAAGACUACGAUGAAGACCCAGAAGAUGCAGGUAAUGAAAAUGAAGCUCCGUAUUGGACCAGACCUGACCGGAUGGACAAGAAGCUGCUGGCCGUUCCUGCUGCCAACACUGUCAAGUUCCGCUGUGCUGCAGCCGGAAAUCCAACGCCGAGCAUCCACUGGCUGAAGAAUGGCAAGGAGUUCAAGGGAGAGCAGAGGAUGGGAGGCAUCAAGCUGAGACACCAGCAGUGGAGUUUGGUGAUGGAGAGCGCCGUCCCGUCGGAUCGGGGAAACUACACCUGCGUGGUGCAGAACAAGUACGGCGCCAUCAGCCACACCUACCAGCUGGAUGUUCUGGAGCGUUCGCCCCACAGGCCCAUCCUCCAGGCAGGCCUCCCAGCCAACCAGACGGUGGUGGUGGGCAGCGACGUGGAGUUCCACUGUAAGGUCUACAGCGACGCCCAGCCGCACAUCCAGUGGCUGAAACACAUCGAGGUGAACGGCAGCCGCUACGGGCCCGACGGCGUCCCCUACGUCAACAUCCUCAAGACGGCCGGUAUUAACACCACAGAUAAGGAGCUAGAGGUUCUCUUCUUGACCAAUGUGUCUUUUGAGGAUGCGGGCGAGUACACUUGUCUGGCAGGGAACUCUAUCGGCUAUGCUUACCACUCUGCUUGGCUGACGGUGCUUCCAGCAGUGAGUCCAGAGAAGGAGGACUACUACGCCGACAUCCUCAUCUACGUGACGGGCUGCGUCCUCUUCAUCCUCGCAGUGGUCAUCGUCAUCCUCUGCCGCAUGAGGAUGACCACGCAGAAAACCCUCCCGACGCCUCCGGUGCAAAAGCUGUCAAAGUUCCCCCUCAAGAGACAGCAGGUGUCCUUGGAUUCCAACUCCUCCAUGAACUCCAACACGCCGCUGGUCCGGAUCGCCCGGCUGUCGUCCAGCGACGGACCGAUGCUCGCCAACGUCUCAGAGCUCGAGCUGCCCUCCGACCCUAAAUGGGAGUUUCCCCGAACACGGCUCACUCUGGGUAAACCUCUGGGAGAAGGCUGCUUCGGUCAGGUGGUCAUGGCCGAAGCCGUCGGCAUCGACAAGGAGAAGCCCAACAAGCCGCUGACUGUUGCUGUGAAAAUGCUGAAAGAUGACGCCACGGAUAAGGAUUUGUCAGACCUGGUGUCGGAAAUGGAGAUGAUGAAGAUGAUUGGGAAGCACAAAAACAUUAUCAACCUGCUGGGAGCGUGCACACAGGACGGUCCGCUGUACGUCCUGGUGGAAUACGCCUCCAAAGGCAACCUGAGGGAGUACCUGCGGGCGAGGCGGCCGCCGGGCAUGGACUACUCCUUUGACACCUGCAAAAUCCCCGACGAGCAGCUCACGUUCAAAGACCUGGUGUCCUGCGCCUACCAGGUGGCCCGAGGCAUGGAGUACCUCGCCUCACAGAAGUGCAUCCACAGAGACCUGGCAGCCAGAAACGUCCUUGUGACGGAGGACAACGUAAUGAAGAUCGCUGACUUCGGCCUCGCCAGAGACGUGCACAAUAUAGACUACUACAAAAAGACCACAAAUGGCCGUCUGCCCGUGAAAUGGAUGGCUCCGGAGGCUCUGUUCGAUCGGGUCUACACGCACCAGAGCGACGUGUGGUCUUACGGGGUUCUGCUGUGGGAGAUCUUCACCCUGGGGGGCUCGCCGUACCCGGGAAUCCCAGUGGAAGAGCUCUUUAAGCUGCUGAAGGAGGGACAUCGGAUGGACAAACCUGCCAACUGCACCCAUGAACUGUACAUGAUCAUGAGGGAGUGCUGGCACGCCGUCCCGUCUCAGAGGCCGACCUUCAGGCAGCUGGUAGAAGAUCACGACCGGGUUUUAUCAAUGACCUCCACCGAUGAGUACCUGGACCUGUCGGUGCCCUUCGAGCAGUACUCGCCCACCUGCCAGGACUCCAACAGCACCUGCUCCUCGGGGGACGACUCGGUGUUCGCCCACGACCCGCUGCCCGAGGAGCCCUGUCUUCCCAAACAGCUGCCCAGCAACGGGGUGAUUCGGACGUAGAACCCGAAGGACGCUUAAGAAUCACCUCCUCAGUGACUCGACGUCCGGAAAAAAAACUCGGCAUGCAAUACUUCCUUCAGCUCCUCCGCUCGUCUUAAACGCUCCCUUAAAAGACUCCGAGAAGCAGUGAAGGAUUAUUUUUUUGUUCCUCUUUCAGAAGAUUCUAUUUUUGUACUCGGGCCAGUCUUUUGUUACGGACAAUCUGUGGGGUCAAACCAUUCCGUGCCUACUGGGAUUAAACCUCCUGACUGAAAUAAAGAGGAUCUAAAGGGGGAAAUGAAGGGCAUUGACGAGCGACUGAUCGGCGAUCCAGUAGGCGGGCGAUUUUUUUUCUAUCCCCUGAAAGUUCGCGGGAAAAUCAACCAGCAGACGUCAGAACCGACUCGACGAUGGGACUCGUUCUUCCAAGGAAACGGAGAGGAUCUCACGUUUUUACUCCUGAAUUUGUACGUCAUCGUCGCGUCUCGGCACCCACCGCUUUUUGUGAUAAUCAUGGAACAGAUUCGUUCGUCGAAGCUUCAGGGCCAUUCAGUAAUAAGAGCAGCGAGGUUCGGAGGUCGUUUUUGUUUUUUUAUGUAUCUAGAAAAGUGAUUUAUUGUAAAUAUAUAAAUGCAAAUAUGUAUCAUAUUGCUGUCCGCAGCCGUAAAACACAAAAAACGUUGUUUUUUUUAAGAUAUUGCUUUAGGAUGGAAGCAGUCUAGAAGACACUGUCACGAUGUGUAAAACAUUUAAUCAGAAAAAAGGUUUAUUUGAAUAAUUAACGUGUAUAUUUGUAAAGAUAUUUAUAGACUUAACAUGUGGUUCUUAAGUUCGAAAGGUCUAGUUUAGGAUUUUAGUACUGUACGCAAAGAUUUUUAUUUCUUUUUUUGUGUAACUUAUUUUACAACCGACGUUAUUUUCACGGACUCCUCUGGUUUGUUGAUCCAUCUUUUUAUCAGUUUGUUUACAGCUAGAUGACAGUUUUUCUGUUAAAAAAGAGAGAGAAUAAGAAUGUAUGAUGGGUGAUUUCUGAGAGCGAUUCGAGUUUGCAAAACGAUAGCAAUGAUUAGCUCUUGCUGGGCAAGAAAACGCAGUGCUUCGAGGUCGUAAAGAGACCUUUCAGUGCAACUGAAGUACUUCAAACAUCGUAAACAACAACUAGCUGUGAAACAUAAGGAGCCUUCAGUGAACCUUUUUAAGGAAAAAUCCUCCUAUUUUUACUGUUUUGUGUUAAAUUUGUAACGUUUAAUGAAUUUAAGGAGCAGCUGGUGGUCUAAUUGUGGCUAAUAUUUCAUUUUAAACCAUUUUAGUAACAGAAAAGUUACUGAAUGAGCAAUUUCAAGUAGAUUUUGUCAUUGAACUACAAUUCCCAGAUAUGCUUUCCUGCAGUUAUUAGUUAUAAUGUGCUUGUUGCAUUUAGAAAAAUGGGGAAAAAAACGCCAGAGAACAAAUGUUUUUAACAGCAAAAGAACAAAUUAAGAAAAGUUAAAGUCGCAUUCCCCCAUUACCCCAAAUUUGUCCAGGUUUUGGUGCAAUGCAUGCUGGGAACUUGAGUCCAGACCUAUAGUCUACACUGUAAAAACAAUAAUAUGUGUGUUUUAAAAUGAUUUUUAACUGUAAUUGUUCGAAAAAUGUAAGGGUACUUCAUAGUUUUAUUAAAAUACAGUGAAUAACUAGUAAAAUCACAGAAAUAAAGUUAAUUUACAUUAAUUUACAUUUUAACCAUGUAAGAUGUCCCUAACAGAAAUCAAAACUUUAUGUUGUCCUUCUAAAAGUGUGAUGGUAAAAUUACAGAACUUUUACAGUGUUUCAAUCUGCAAAAAAUGUAUUUUUUUUUUUCCACAGAUAACUGCCAUUCAUUUAAAGAAAACUUUUUUUGAAAUGGUGAACAAUCUUUUAACUAUUACUUUACAGUUUUAGCCUGUUUUAUUAAAUUACAGAUAAUAAUAACUAAUAACAGAAUAUAUGUAUGUAUAUAUAUAUAUAUAUACAUAUAUAUAUAUAUAUAUAUAUAUAUAUAUAUAUAUAUAUAUAAUUUGCAUAUUGACUAUAAAAGAAGGCCAAAGCAGCCAAAACAAUGUUUAAAGUAUUUUUAAUGUAUUUAAAUUAUUAACUAAUAAUUUUAUCUUAUGGAUAUGUGUUGUUUUUGGAAAGAAAUUAUAAAUAUUUAGAAUUUAAGAAAUUAUGAAUGAUUUGUUUAGACUGGUUUUUCCUAUAUGUUACCUGUUUUGUUAAAUUACAGGUAACAACUAAUAAAACAGCAGAAAAAUAUAAUAAUUUGCAUGUUAACCAUAAAAAAUAGCCAAAGCUUUUGACUAUAAAUUAUACUUUUUUUUUUAAAACUAUUUUAAAUCAGUAAAAUUAUUUUAGAUUAUGGAUCUUUACCUUUUUUUGGAAAGAAAUUAUGUUGAAAGAAUUUGUUAAAUUACAGAUAAUAACUAAUAAAAUAACAGAAAAAUAUUUAUUUACAUGUUAACUGUAAAAACAAAACAGGCCAAAAAUGUAAACAAUGUUCACCUCAAUAAAAACAUCGAUUUUUAAUUUAAUAUUAAUUUGUGCCGACUAUGAAAUUAGACAGUUUUUCCUUUAAUUGUGUUAGUUAAAAUAUCAUUAUUUUACUAAUAUUUACUGUUAUUUUUUAUCAUUUUAUUGAUAUUUUUCUGGCACAUUUGCUGACAGAUAUUCAGUUUAUUUACCAAAAAAAAUAUUUUAUUUUUUUACAGUGUAGAAAUCAGCUCUUGCCCUUUAGUUCUGAUAAAAACCCACCCAGUAACCCAAAUCAAACCACCAGUUGCUGCUUUUUCCUUCAAAAUAAAACAGUUAUUACAUAUUAAAGGUGGACUUUUCUCUUAAAAAAGACGGCUUCCAUCUCUAAACUCCUAAAGGUCACAGGGUCGACGAUGUGCUCCAGCAACACUCUGAGCACGUGCACUCGUAGAUUUAAUUUAAAAAAAAAAAAAAACAUCAGCUGGAAGGCAGAAAUGUAAAAGCUGUUUGAGUGGGAAGAAUAAAAAAAACCUGCCCAGAUGCUUGAGGUUUUAUCGCUGCUCUAAUAGUAUUAAUACUGAAAAUGAAGGCGAAGCUGCGCGACUCACGGGUCAAACGGCAAAAAAAGAAACUCUAUAUACAGUUUUUAUAUAUAAAUAUAAAUAUAUCGGUUUGUUUAAAGGAGACUCCGGAGUGUGCGGUGGGUCCUGCUUCAAGUUUGUCGAGAGGAGAGAAAAAAGUGCCAAAAUAAGUCUUCUAAAGUCAGAUAUCCUGCUGCUGCUCCGGUUAAAUGUGCAGCAAAGGAUCAUGGGAUUGCCAAAUGGAUAUCUCCACCUUUUAUUUAAUUUUUUUUUAAAUCACAUGCAGUCGUGUCUCCAGCUGACUCCCCAAAUAAAUAAAAAAUAGUGUUUACAGAGUCUGUUUUUAGCACAAGAAAAAUCACAAAAAGGGAAAUAAUUGAUGAAAUUAAUCCGCUGCUAGAUGAUAAAAAUAAUAUUCGGUUACUCUGCAAUGACUGUAAAUCGAUGUAUGAUUGAGAAACUAUGAAAUGUACUUAAAUAAAUCACCCCUUUGCUAUUUAAAGUACUUAAAAGUGUCAGAAUUUGUAAUUAUAUCUGGCGGAUUUUUACAUUUUAACACCAAAUUGUGCUGAAAUUAAGAACUUAUUUCCGUUUUUUUUAAAUUAUUAUUUUACUACAGUUUUGGCCCAAAAUCUACAAAGUGCCUGGAGGUCAUUUUAGCAAAACAAAACAAAGGAGAUGGGUUCAUUUUUGAAUGUAUAACUGUAGAGAAAAAAGAAGCGUUUUAGAUUCUAGAAGCAGGUUAUGCAAAUUUUAGCCUGAUUUUUGUUUUGUUUUUCAUUUUUCAAGCGAAGAAAAAAAGGCACUUCUGCAAAGGUUUGGAUGGAUCUAAUGAAACGGAUGCUGGUUUUUUUUUUAUUAUUUUGUUUUAUUUAUUCUUCCAUGCUGGGUAAAAGCUUUCCCUAUGGUGAGAGUGUUUUUAUUCAGAGCUGUCGUCUGCUUUUCAGUGUUUUUCAUUAAAGAGCCAGAAGAAGAAGAAAACGAUGAUGAUGAUGAUGAUGUAGAGUAGUCAUUUUACUAGAUGCGCUUUGCUCCUGGCAUAGUUUAUCCUCUUUAUUUUAUGAUUUUAUUUCAUUUCGCCACCUCCUUGUUGAGCUUUCUGUCAAAUCGCUUUUAAAAUCUUGUUGUUUUUAACAUGUGGCGUUUUAUUUUGAAAAACCUGACUUUUGAUAAUGUUUCUUUCUGCAUUAAAUACGUCUUUCUAACAAAUGAAAGUGGGAAAUUUCUGUUCUGGAAGUGAAAAUUGACAUGAAAACGCUGAUUUAUUUGCAAAAAAAACUGAUUUCAAUGCGAAAUGUGUUAAAAACAACAAAUGUGUUAAAGAGUGAGCGUGUUUUCUUUGCUGGAUAUAUUUCAGAGUAAACUUUCUGUGCUGUCGAAUGAAUAAACGCCUCAGCAGGGAGGGAUUUUUACUGUAUGUACAGUCGACUUCGCGCCACCUGAGGUCGGAUUCACUUAUUUAUUCUGUGUUUUAGUCAUCCUCAACGUAAUCGGGAUUAAAAUCAGAGGAGCGUCGACUCCGAUUUGCUUUGUUCCUUUCAGAUUUGUCAAAAAUUCAAAGAUUUCCUCAAAUUUUUGCGUAUUUUAUUUAACUUUCUGGUUCAUUUUUGGCCCCUUUUCAGUUCUAACCAGUUAGUAAAGAUUAAUUUAUGGCUUUAAAAGUAGUUUUUAUGCAGCUGUGUGAGCUGUUUUCUGAUUUUUGCAUCAUUUUUUUUGCAUUCCACAUCCGGCUUUUUACAACAACAGCGAGACAGGAAAUCAUGAUUUUCCUUUUUCCUUUUCCGUGUAAUUUAUUUUUCUAACGUAGAAAGGUGGAACUAACCAUUUGGCAUUAUGUGACAUUUCUCUUUUUUCCUGUUUGUUUGUGAUUCAUAGCUUGUUUGUUGCGAUGUUUUGAUCAUGAUGAAUCCUCUGUAACAUUCCACCACAACAUCCCCUCUGGGCGAACAUCUCCCACCGGGAUGGAAAGAAAAAAAACAGCGACUAUUUCACAACUUUCUCUUCUUCCUCUAUGUCUCUCUGUCUCUCUCUUUCUCUCUGUGCCUGACAAGCUGCCUGUCGACAAAAGGUUUUCAAUAAACAUGUUAUAAUAGCG